AUGGGCCCCACCCUGGGGCUCCUCACAAGGCUCCCGAGCACCAGAGGCAAUGCCCGCGCCAGAGGAGCUAUGGGUGGAAAGGGCUGGGAUCCCAUCGCAGCCCCCGCAGAACCAGCACGGACACUGGGUUUGCAGUUGCCUGAGAUCCACUCUCAAGAGGACCUUACUUUUGACUCCAGAAUAAUUCCUACAAGCAAGCACCGCUUCAGGGCCUAUGGGGCUGUCCGGUUUAUAGGGAGCACACUUCCAACUGGUAUGGAAGGGGACGGGGAGCAGGAGAGCCCGAUGGUGCCGCCCCUCCUGGUGACCCACAGGGCACACAUGCACAGGGAUGGAGGUUCCUCAAGCUUCUCUGAGCUGCUCCUGCUGCCCAUGGGGUCCCCGGGUGCUGCCUGCCUGGAUUCAGGCCCUCAUCCCCACGCGGCCCAUGACAAAAGUACCAUGGUUCUCAGAAUGGCCGGGGCCACCACCAUCCCCUCCGAGUCCUGUGGGCCUCCUGUCUCACCUGGGGUCUGCAGCACCUGGGGUGUGGGCCGUGCCUGCAAAGCUAAGAGCGGUUGUGUGUGGAGAGAGAGCCCACAGCAGUGGUUCGCGAUGCCAGUUUCUCACGUUUCGCGUCUGCGUUCGGCGUCGGCGGCCCCUGACUCCAGCCACCCUGCAGCUGUGGCUUGUGUGCUGACCUGCCGGCCACCUGGGAAGGCUGCCCUGCUGUCCCCCUCUGGCCUCAAUUUCCCCACUUGUACAAGGCUCCUACAGUGGCUCUGGCUGGCUGCCACCCACUGCUCUGGGUUUCUGGACUGGGGCGCAGGCUGGGGCCUCCGGGCCUCUGUCACACACUUCUGCGAGGUUCCUGCAGGAGCCUCGAAGAUGCUUGGGUUGCCAUUGAAUGUUGACCCAGUGGCACAAGGCACCAGCCCUGUGCUGCUUCUCACCUCAACUCAACCACCUCGGAAUCCAUCCCUGGUGCCCUGUGUGGCUCGGAGCUUCUCCCUCGACUGGCUCGAGGCUCGGUUGGCUGCUGCUGCACCCCUGCCACCCUCUGGCCACACUGCCUGGAGGCUGCUCCGGCUCCCCACGGCUGCCCGCCUUGUCCAUGAGACAGCCUGCUUAUCCCUGUCCGUGACUUGCAGUGAUGUCUUGGGCCGCACGCUGCCCCUGCUGCCUCUGGUGAAGGUGGCCCUCAUGACACUGACGCUCUUCCCGGUCCGGCUCCUGGUUGCCGCCGCCAUGAUGCUGCUGGCCUGGCCCCUCGCACUUGUCGCAUCCCUGGGCUCUGCGGAGAAGGAACCCGAGCAGCCCCUGGCCCUGUGGAGGAAGGUUGUGGACUUCCUGCUGAAGGCCAUCAUGCGCACCAUGUGGUUCGCCGGCGGCUUCCACCGGGUGGCCGUGAAGGGGCGGCAGGCGCUGCCCACCGAGGCAGCCAUCCUCACGCUCGCGCCUCACUCAUCCUACUUCGACGCCAUCCCUGUGACCAUGACGAUGUCUUCCAUCGUGAUGAAGGCAGAGAGCAGAGACAUCCCGAUCUGGGGAACUCUGAUCCGGUAUAUACGGCCUGUGUUCGUGUCCCGGUCAGACCAGGAUUCUCGCAGGAAAACAGUAGAAGAAAUCAAGAGACGGGCGCAGUCAAACGGAAAGUGGCCGCAGGUAACGCACGCAGCCCUGAUUGUGUUUCAGUGGUUUUAUUCUGAGAGAUGCGAACUUCGAGAGUGGGGGGGAAGAAACCGGGGCCCUUCCUCUGGGGCUGGAUUCCGAAUCUCUUCUCCUAACCUGUUCUCCGGGGUUGGGUCAGAGCCACGUGGAAAAGCCAGUACCUCGCUUGGACUGGCACCGGCCGCCCUGCCUCUGGGGCCGUACAGAGUGUCUGGGCUUUUAUGGGAGCUGGGUCGAGGAAGUGUGCAGUCGCUUGCCUACGUGUGCCGCCGUGGUUUCCGGGCCUGUGGCCAUCCUCCUCCUGCUCAGAUGCACGUGCUCUCACCCUCCACCCUCCUGGUGCAGCAGGCAGAUGAACCAGAGAUGCAGAGGGUGGAGGCGGCACCCAGUGACCAAGAAUCCACGUGCCCCCUCCACACUGGGCCCAUGCCUGGGCAUGGCCUGUGGGCAACCUUGAUGAAGGCUGAAAGUGGGCUGUGUUUCCAAGGCUCCCGGCAGAAGACAGCUGGCAAUGGGUCCAGCUGUGAGUUCCGCAUGUCACCCUCAGGCACAGAGUUCCGGCUGCCUCGAGUCACAUGUUCGGAAUCUCGCAGGCCCUCGGCACUAGAGCAGGAUCGGCUGACUGGGUGCCUGGAGACCCCUCCUGGAAGGUCCUGGGCCCACACCCUCCACAUGCCCACACCCCACCUGCCUGCCAGCUCCGAGCUCUCAGAGCAGAACGCAGACAGACACCAUCACGUGGACGUGGCAAGGACCUGGAGCAUGCUGUCCUGCGUGGGCUUCCGUGGUCACACCACUGUUCCUUUCUCGGCAGGUGCGUUCAUCCCGGGAGCACCCGUCCAGCCUGUGGUUUUACGAUAUCCAAAUAAACUGGUGAGUUGUGUUUUCCUGGGCCAGGGUCCCCGGCAGCUGGAAAUCCUGUGGCUCACGCUGUGUCAGUUUCACAACCAAGUGGAAAUCGAGGUUCUGCCGGCCUUGGGCGUCUCCGUAACGGACUACACGUUCGAGGACUGCCAGCUGGCCCUGGCGGAAGGACAGCUCCGUCUCCCUGCUGACACUUGCCUUUUAGAAUUUGCCAGGCUCGUGCGGGGCCUCGGGCUAAAACCGGAAAAACUUGAAAAAGAUCUGGACAAAUACUCAGAAAGUGCCAGGAAGAAGGGAGGAGAGAAGAUGGGUAUUGCGGAGUUUGCGGCCUCCCUGGAAGUCCCUGUUUCUGACUUGCUGGAAGACAUGUUUUCACUGUUCGACGAGAGCGGCAGCGGCCAGGUGGACCUGCGAGAGUGCGUGGUUGCCCUGUCUGUGGUCUGCCGGCCGGCCCGGACCCUGGACACCAUCCAGCUGGCUUUCAAGAUGUAUGGAGCGCAGGAGGAUGGCAGCGUCGGCGAAGGUGACCUGUCCUGCAUCCUCAAGACGGCCCUGGGGGUGGCAGAGCUCACCGUGACCGACCUGUUCCGAGCCAUUGACCAAGAGGAGAAGGGGAAGAUCACAUUCGCUGACUUCCACAGGUUUGCAGAAAUGUACCCUGACUUCGCGGAGGAAUACCUGUACCCGGAUCAGACACAUUUCGAAAGCUGUGCAGAGACCCCGCCUGCGCUGAUCCCAAACGGCUUCUGUGCCGAUUUCAGCCCGGAAAACUCGGACGCUGGGCGGAAGCCCGUUCGCAAGAAGCUGGAUUAGGACCAAGGGUUGCGGAGAGACGCGGCCCCUCCCGCGUGGCCAUCACCGCCAUGAGCCUCUUUGCGAGUGACCUCUGGGCUCCGCUCCUCACUCCUGCUGUCCAGGCACUGUCUUCAGCCCGAGUUCCAAGGGCUUCGGGGGCUGUUUGUGUCUUGUUCCUUUGUGAAGAGUCUCUGUUGCAGAACCGGCGCGUACUGUGCGAGAAUCGGAGGGCGCGCACGCGGAUCCCUCGCCUGGCUUGGACCCCGUGGGGUCAGGUUCCCUGCUGGGCUGGGGGCCCCGGUGCCGCCCCGUGUUCUCCCACGGGGUCCUGAUUUCGAGUCUCUGUCACAGCCUCUUGCAGCGGCAGCGUGCACCGGGCGGGCCUCCGUGCACACUCAGCACACGCCUACCACACGGAGCGUGCGCCUGCGUGUCGCUCUGGCACGAAACCUCCGUCUGCCUCUGUGGUUCCACAGCCUGGCAGAGCCGUCGCCUGAGUUUUCGGUGUUUCUACCUGUGUGCUGGAGCUCAUGAGUAUUUUAUAAACUCCAUUUAGGUACUUCAGGAAACAUGCAGCAUUUUUUAAAAAAUGAAAAUUGUUUUUCUACUUCAUUUUUCCUUUUAGGGUCAAAGGAUAUUUAUUUAUAGGCCUUUUUUUUUUUUAAUAUAGAAUCUGAGGCUGUUUGGGCUUUGACUUAAAUUUCCAUCAGGCCUCUCUCCAGCAGGUAAUCCCUCUCCUUCCGUUGGGUCCCCUGGGGAGGUGUGAACUCAAGGACCUGGCCCCAAAACACUUUUUCUGCUUUUCUUAAUCCUUUUCCAGUCCUCUCUUUUUUUUAUAAACGUUGGCAGUUUGGUGUUUUUGUUUCGGCAUAACGUAAUCCACUUCACUGUAGCCUAAA
Molecule: messenger RNA, 4208 nt
Organism: Mandrillus leucophaeus (drill)
Lineage: Eukaryota; Metazoa; Chordata; Mammalia; Primates; Cercopithecidae
Gene: LPCAT1
Product: lysophosphatidylcholine acyltransferase 1
Exons: 28
Coding region: 1-3327 (1108 amino acids)
Molecular function (GO): acyltransferase activity; calcium ion binding
Source: RefSeq, a predicted model, not a curated record